Porites evermanni is the source of this 1092-nucleotide messenger RNA. The record is from the annotation of a GenBank genome assembly. Lineage: Eukaryota; Metazoa; Cnidaria; Anthozoa; Scleractinia; Poritidae.
AUGAAAGAGCAAGCAGAUUAUAAAACGUUCCAUCGAGGAAUUGGAGAACCGGGGUCUGCGGUGAACAAAAUUGAUAACGAUUAUGAAAACAACAACAGAAAAGUGAUGAAGAAGUGGAUAAAGAACGAUGCUGCAGAUGACACGGAAUUUUUCAGCGUCGAUCAGGUGCCUCCACUCUUUCGAGAACCGUUCAUACUUACUGCCUACAGAAAGUGUAACACGACAGCCUGGUAUUGUUUCAAGAGCCUCUUUCAAGCCACCAACGAAACUAUAAACAUUUGGAGCCAUUUAUUGGCACUUGUUGUGUUCUUACUACGUUUUGCGUCAAUAUUCGCAAAACACGACCCCUUCAAAGAUUCACGGGUUUAUCCACUACUGUGCUUCGCGGUUGGGAUCUCUGUUAUGUUGCUUAUGAGCGCGGGCGCCCACUUGUUUAACUGCAUGUCUAUCAAGGCCCGUUAUGUGUGCUUCUUCUUUGAUUACUCCGCUAUUAGCGUGUACACUUUCACCGCUGGUCAAGUUUUCUACUUCUAUUCCCGCCCCGUGGAAGCAGACUGGGUGAUUUUUAAUACCCCUGCCAUUUUUCUGGGAAUUUCAGCCACCAUCUCCUUCGCCUCUACCCUCGCAUGUUGUUACUCGUUUGCCAAAAGGAACCGCUUUGAUGCCUUUGUCAAGGCUGGUACUUACAGUAGUUCUUGGCUGUACAACACUUCGCCUUAUUUAUCAAUGCUCCUGCUGUGUGAGCCGGCAUCAACGUGCAGCAGUGUUUCAUCCAUUCACUACUUCGCCCGCCACUGUUUGUUCUACGCGGGAGGUGUUUUAGCUUAUGUCACUCGCAUCCCAGAGCGACUUAUGAUUGGCGCGUUCGACGUCUUGGGCCAUAGCCAUCAUUUCCUUCAUAUUCUGUGCUGUAUUGGGGUAGCAGACGAGUUCUCCGCCAUGGAGCUUGAUAUGGUACAGAGAAGGCCAUCACUGGAGAGUUUCCCUGGUCCGACAUUUUCAAAUACCAUUUUGCUGACAACUGGGGUGAUUCUUGGAAAUAUCAUAGCAGUAUUGUGGUCCGUCAUGAGAUUGAAGCUGCACAAAGAAUAA